UCCUCUCCCCCGCCACCACCCAUCUCUCUCUCUCUCUCUCUCUUCUGUGAGACAUGGAGGACUACGGCUUCCCUUCUUCUGAUCACAACCUCCUGUUCUUCCCAAUUCAUUCGGCCUCGGCCGCUGCCACGCCUUCUCCUUUUCCAGCCUUCUCACAGAUGUUGAGUUCUCAUAAUUUCACGGCGAACGAUCAGAACCAGAGUUCAGGCGGGCGUUUGGGGUUAAGACCGGAGCAACCAAGCCCAUAUUUGGAGAUCAAGGCUUCACAGGAUGAUCAGCUUAACGAUGCCGUUGAGGCAGAUAAUAGUGGAGAUCUGAAACUGGGGAAGAAGAAAGGUGAGAAGAAGGCAAAGAGACCAAGAUAUGCGUUUCAGACGAGAAGUCAAGUGGACAUACUCGAUGAUGGGUACAGAUGGAGGAAGUAUGGUCAGAAGGCUGUGAAGAACAAUAAGUUUCCAAGAAGCUAUUACAGAUGCACUCACCAAUCGUGUAACGUGAAGAAGCAAGUUCAGCGGCUAUCCAAGGACGAGGGGGUCGUAGUUACAACUUAUGAGGGAAUCCACACGCACCCAAUCGAGAAGCCAAUGGACAGCUUCGACAGCAUCCUAAACCAAAUGCAGAUCUUUGCCAACUUCUAAAUCUCCUGAAAAAGCAACAUGCACAAAGAGAAUUAAAAGGCGUUCUCUCUUCUCAGCUUGGUGGAAGAGCGUUGUCAAUAUGAAUGCAAUUCUCAAAGCAUAUUUAUCUUUUAAAUCUGUGUAACUAGGAAUAAGAGUCGACUUAUACUUCAAAGUUAGGCUGAAAUUUGGUUCUUGUUGCCAAUGAGCCACUUUCGGAGUUCCUGCAAUUUUUUUGUUCUUUUUAUUUUGUUAAUUUGCACCAACAUGGAUCGAAGCAAUCAAAUUUAGCCUUGUUGGUAUGCGCAGUUACAUGUAUAAUUCACAUAAACCAUGUAAUAUUUGUUGCCUAACUGCUGGAAAUUAGAAAAUCCAUGAGC
Messenger RNA from Nymphaea colorata (pocket water lily), 997 nucleotides. Its product is annotated as probable WRKY transcription factor 43. The record is from RefSeq and is a predicted model, not a curated record. NCBI's taxonomy places the organism in Eukaryota, Viridiplantae, Streptophyta, Magnoliopsida, Nymphaeales, Nymphaeaceae. The coding region runs from base 54 to 638 and encodes 194 amino acids. Gene Ontology annotation, molecular function: sequence-specific DNA binding; DNA-binding transcription factor activity. Gene Ontology annotation, biological process: regulation of DNA-templated transcription. The transcript is spliced from 2 exons.